AUGUCAUUUUGCGGACAAUUGAAGAAAUGUGUAUUAAAUGCUGCAAACAAUUCGUUGGCAGUAAUACUGAGAAGUGGUGUCCACUCGAGUGGUGUACUCCAGAAAGAGGGCGAUCGGCGGUCAAUGAUGAAGGGUUUGCCGAAGACUGACGAGGGCUCUGCCGGCGAACGCUUCCACUUCGGGGGCUUCGAUAAAGUGGUGGACUUUCCCUCUCUGGACACUCCCAACACACUCUUCGACGACAUCCCCUUUAAAGAGCUGCCAAUACUGCACAUCAAGAGCACCAAAAACAACACGAUCUUCGCGUUGUGUCGACCGGACGGCCACUUCAUACUGACCCGGAGCUGCGGAAUGGAGGGCUUCAAGAACUGCCGGAAGGGCACUAAUGUGGCCGCACAGGUGACGGCUGUGGGCAUGUCUGCGCGCAUCACUAAAAUGGGUUACAGGACUGUCCGCGUUUGCAUCAAUGGUUUGGGACCCGGAAGGCUGUCCUCAAUCAAAGGCCUCCAAACGGCCGGCAUUAACAUUGUCUCCAUUACAGACACGACACCCAUCUGUGAGAUACCCAUCCAUAGACCCCCCGCCGCCCGAAGUGUUUAG
This is a messenger RNA of Medioppia subpectinata, 600 nucleotides long. The record is from the annotation of a GenBank genome assembly. NCBI's taxonomy places the organism in Eukaryota, Metazoa, Arthropoda, Arachnida, Sarcoptiformes, Oppiidae.